AUGGUUAUUCCCUGUGUCCUUGAAGAAAUGAGCAGUUCUGGAAAAAAGCGCAUAGCCACGAAACAGAAGAGAACUUCCGUCGAGAUAGAACAGAGUGCGGAUUCGUCGGAUUCGAGACUGAGUGGAGCAUCCGACGAAGGCCGUCGGGAUACGAGUUCAUCAAUCGGUUAUGUGUUUAGUGUGACGGCAUCCUGGAUAUCCACUGCUACUCUGUUCCCUGCAGAGCUACACAGUGAUAAUUUAGCUGAGUUGCCUUCGGUUUCCGGAUUGCCAGCGCCUAUUGCUCAUUUGGUCCGGCAGAAGAUAAAGUCCUGGUUCCCCGUACAGAAAGCAGUUCUGCCAGAUCUUCUCAAAGAUAUAAGUCACGUUCCUUUAUUACGUCCACGCGACAUAGCUGUUUCGGCUCCAACAGGAUCUGGUAAAACACUGUGCUACGUACUGCCAAUCUUGACUCAGGUAGGGCCGAGGCCUAAUGGGUGCCUACAGGCACUUGUUAUUGUUCCAGUUCAAACACUUGUGAAACAAAUAGAGAAGGAAUUUGCUACUUAUAAUGGCUGUGGAGCCGUGGUAACAGCGCUGUCUGGUGCGACAGAUUUUUCAAAAGAGCAACGUCAUCUGGCGCCUGAUGGCGUGUGCACGUCGAACGUCAUCAUUUCUACUCCUGGACGGCUAAUGGACCAUCUUACGGACACAUCUAGUGGCAUAAAUUUGUCCUCGCUGAGAUUUUUGGUUGUUGAUGAAGCCGAUCGAAUGGGCCCCAUGGUGAGGCAAGAAUGGUUGGAAACUGUCGAGCGUCGAAGCGGAUGUUUGGCGCGUUGCGCUAACCUUGCGGACAUUGUUGCGUCACGGUGGGCUCCACGAAAAAUCCUAUUGUCAGCGACAUUAUCGAAGGACAUCGAAGAACUGCACGUGUGGAAUCUUCAUCAGCCACGUUUUUUUCGUGCUUCUGCUUCAGCUAAUAAUGAGGUAGACACGAAAAUCCAAUCAUUGAACCAUGUUUCGGGACCAUUGUCUCUUCCAUCGAGCAUUCGGCACACAGUACUAGUUGUAGAGCAAAAGUAUCACCCACUUGUUCUGUAUUUGAAAAUCAUAGAACAUAACUGGGAGAAAGUUCUUGUUUUUACGAACGAGAAUAAACGCUUUAGGGAUGCAUCAGUACGACUAGCAAUUCUUAUUUCCCGCCUUGCUCGGUCUUCGUUCAAAGUUGAGAACCUAACAGGAGAUUUAUUCGGAAACCGAAGGGCUAAAGUGUUAAACCGCUUCAAGAAUGGAACGGUAAUUUCUCACGAUCUAUUUAUUCACGUCAAUUUAGUGUUUCAGCGAAAAAUCUUCAUAAAAAAUGUUUUGAAAAAGAAUGGACUUUGGUUCAAUGCUCAGGAAGUGGUCUUGGAAACACAUGAGCUUGAACCCCAUCUAGCCCGAUACAAAAAAGCCCUUGCUCAUCUCAAGAAGGCACUUAUUGCAAACAAGACCAUUGACUCAUCAGAUGAUCAAGCGCUUUCUUAUGAAUACGCUGAGUGUUUAGCAGCACAGGCGUUUCUCCGAAUAGCACACCUAAGCUAUUUUGUAAAACAAAGACCAAACGCUGAGUUCAUUUCGCCUACAGGGAAGAUCCCUCUCCUGAGAAUUCGACGCACUCUUAUCCCUGAAUUCAAUGGAAUCGUGGAUUUUGUGGCUAAAAAGGGUAUCAAACUAUGUUCUCAUCUGAACGAUGCGCAGAUAGCCGAAAUGCGUGCACACAUGUCAAUCAUGGAUGUUUUAUUGCGCAAAGUUGAGAUGUAUGUUAUGUGGAAACAUGACGACACGUAUUCUAAACUUACACGAUAUCGCUAUGGUUCUGUCUAUAAGUGGCCCUUGAAUCGGAUUCUGCCAGCACUUAAACGAAGGGAAAUUCUUUUAAAACUUCAGGAUAAUGGAUGGGCUGACAAGAGCACAGAGGAGGUACUAGAGCAGUACGACAGGGCGCUGCGUGCAUUAUCAUCACAGUUGGGAUCGAAACCGUAUCUAUUUGGCAAUCAACCAACUGAAGCAGAUGCUCUACUGUUCGGUCAUCUUUUCACGAUAAUCACAAUGACGUUGCCCUGCAUGGAUCUGAAAAAUGCCAUCCUUAGUUAUACGAAUCUGCAGGAUUUCGUCACUCGUGUUGAAAAUGAGUACUUUAAAACAUAA
Angiostrongylus costaricensis is the source of this 2169-nucleotide messenger RNA. The record is from the annotation of a GenBank genome assembly. NCBI's taxonomy places the organism in Eukaryota, Metazoa, Nematoda, Chromadorea, Rhabditida, Metastrongylidae.